CCGCCCCCUCGUCCUCCACUCCCGGUUCCCCAGGAAGGCCGCGAGGGUUGCAGCGCUGCUUUCGCUUUCCCUUCCCGUGCCCGCUCCUCGCUCCUCGUGCGGCGCGAGGGCCCUCGCCCGGCCAUGGCCACGCUCAGGGUCCAGCCCGAGGCCCAAGCCAAGGUGGAUGUGUUUCGCGAAGACCUGUGUACCAAGACAGAGGACCUGCUCGGGAGCUAUUUCCCCAAGAAGAUUUCUGAGUUGGAUGCAUUUUUAAAGGAGCCAGCUCUCAAUGAAGCCGACCUGAGCAAUCUGAAGGCCCCUUUGGACAUCCCGGUGCCUGAUCCAGUCAAGGAGAAAGAGAAGGAGGAGAGAAAGAAACAACAGGAGAAGGAAGACAAGGAUGAAAAGAAGAAAGGGGAAGAUGAAGACAAAGGUCCUCCCUGUGGCCCAGUGAACUGCAAUGAGAAGAUUGUGGUCCUCCUGCAGCGCUUGAAACCUGAGAUCAAGGAUGUCAUUGAGCACCUCAACCUGGUUACCACAUGGCUGCAGCUGCAGAUACCUCGGAUUGAGGAUGGGAAUAAUUUUGGAGUAGCUGUCCAGGAGAAAGUAUUUGAGCUGAUGACCAGCCUCCACACCAAACUGGAAGGCUUCCACACUCAAAUCUCUAAGUAUUUCUCUGAGCGCGGUGAUGCUGUGACCAAAGCAGCCAAGCAGCCCCAUGUGGGUGAUUAUCGGCAGCUGGUGCACGAGCUGGAUGAGGCAGAGUACCGGGACAUCCGGCUGAUGGUCAUGGAGAUCCGUAAUGCUUAUGUGAGGAGGCGAGGGCAGGGCAGGGGUGGGCAGAAGCAGCUUUCCCAGGCCACCCACUCCCUGUUCCUGCAGGCUGUGGGUUAAGGGUGACAAAAUUCAGCCUCUCCACAAGACUAUAAAUGGGUCACAGAACCACCGGGAGUCUGUGGCUGACCCCUACUCCUCCCUGUACCUGUAGGCUGUAUUAUAUGACAUCAUCCUGAAGAACUUUGAGAAGCUUAAGAAGCCCAGGGGAGAAACAAAGGGAAUGAUCUAUUGAGAGCCUUCUUUCAUUCUGUGAUGGGUGCAGCAGAGACCUUAAUCCUGUUGAGAUUUUCCCCUUACCUUGCCUCCCAGGCACAAUAAAUAGAGUCAUACUGUUGCCCAUCA
This is a messenger RNA of Carlito syrichta (Philippine tarsier), 1161 nucleotides long. It is a transcript of the gene PSME1, whose product is annotated as proteasome activator subunit 1. The transcript has 10 exons. The record is from RefSeq and is a predicted model, not a curated record. Gene Ontology annotation, biological process: positive regulation of endopeptidase activity; regulation of G1/S transition of mitotic cell cycle; regulation of proteasomal protein catabolic process. Bases 124 to 876 code for a protein of 250 amino acids. Lineage: Eukaryota; Metazoa; Chordata; Mammalia; Primates; Tarsiidae. Gene Ontology annotation, molecular function: endopeptidase activator activity. Gene Ontology annotation, cellular component: nucleoplasm; proteasome activator complex; cytoplasm.